Messenger RNA from Amphimedon queenslandica, 1642 nucleotides. Its product is annotated as malonyl-CoA decarboxylase, mitochondrial-like. The record is from RefSeq and is a predicted model, not a curated record. Gene Ontology annotation, molecular function: malonyl-CoA decarboxylase activity. The transcript is spliced from 11 exons. Bases 55 to 1572 code for a protein of 505 amino acids. NCBI's taxonomy places the organism in Eukaryota, Metazoa, Porifera, Demospongiae, Haplosclerida, Niphatidae. Gene Ontology annotation, biological process: malonyl-CoA catabolic process; fatty acid biosynthetic process; acetyl-CoA biosynthetic process. Gene Ontology annotation, cellular component: mitochondrial matrix; peroxisomal matrix.
AAUUAAUUUAAUUUAAUCUUUAUUCAAGCAGGCAGGCUAGCUGCAGCAAAAUUAAUGAAAAUGUGGAAUCUAAAGCUAGGAUCUCGUCUUUUCUGGCUGCAGCAUCGCCUACAACUGUGUAGGGUUUACUCUCAGGCUCAGCUUAUUGAGCAACUGCCUAAAGCAUUUUCAUUGGAAAGUGCAAGCACUACCAGUACUGUUACACAACAAAUACAGAGAAUCCUUAAGAGGUUUCCCAGUGAAAUUAGACCAAUCUCAAAGAUGGAUGACAUUCCUUUCACACCUGAGGUAUUAACAAAUCAUAUUCUAUCAUAUUACAAGUCUAUAUGUAAUGAUGACUCAAAAAAGAGAUUGUUUUAUGCUUACCUUGUUAAGCAUCUUGGUCCAGAUCGUGCUGAUGUUCAUAAAGCAGCAAAGACACUCACUGGCAUGUACAGUAAAGAAUAUUAUGAUUCAAGCAAAUUACUGCGGGCUGAAAUACAAUUGCAAAAUGUCCUUAGUCCUUUGUAUAUCGAAAUAUUCCGUUGGAUUGUACAAAAGAAUGGAGGAUUAAAAGCGUUGGUGGAUAUGAGGAGUGAUUUAUUGUCAAUCAUCAGGGACAGUAAUGAAGAAGGCACUCUCGUUCAUGAUCUAAAAGAAUUAGAUGUUCAUUUUCGAUCAUUAUUGUCACAAUGGUUCUCACAUGGAUUUCUAGACCUUCAACAAAUUACAUGGCAAUCUCCUUGUGACAUUAUUGAAAAGGUCAGUGAAUAUGAGGCUGUCCAUUCAAUACGCUCCUGGAAAGAUAUAAAGCAUCGCGUUGGGCCAUUUAGGAGAGUAUUUAUUCUAACUCAUCGGAACAUGCCAAGAGAACCAAUCAUUGUCCUCCAUUCCGCAUUAACUCAGUCUCCAUCUUCAAGUGUUCAGACUUUGUUAAAUAGACAAGUGCAUGAAAUUAAGAGUCUGGACAAUGUCAGAUCAGCAGUGUUUUAUUCAAUAUCUGCUGCUCAUAAAGGACUCUCUGGUAUUGAACUUGGCAAUUCUCUUAUACUUCAAGUAGUUGAAGCUCUAAAGAAAGAAAUCCCUAGCCUUCAGCAGUUUGUGACUCUCUCUCCAGUACCUGGCUUUCGUAAAUGGUUGGAAGCUCAUCUUCAUUCCUGUAUUAAUGAUUCAAGAGUAUUCAAGAUUUCAUUGGAGAAACUUCAAGAGCUAAAAAUUCUUUGUCCUGAUCAAACCAACAUUCAUUCUUUCCUUCAGCAUGUACUGGAUACUAAUGACUGGUCAGCUACAGCAUCUGCUAGAAUGAAUGCAUUAAAGCAGCCAUUAAUGUCCUUAUGCGCAAAGUAUCUUGUAAAUGAAAAGAGAAGAGGCUUUGCUCUCAACCCUGUUGCUAAUUUUCACAUAAGGAAUGGAGCUUCACUCUGGCGUCUGAAUUGGCUUGCAGAUACAAGUCCAAAGGGUUUGAAAGACUCAUAUGGAAUAAUGGCAAAUUAUAAGUAUGACUUGUCCUGCAUGAGCGAGUACAAUCAGCACUACGUCUUACAAGGAAAUAUACACUUUUCUGAUGAUGUAGGAAAACUUUUAAAUGAUUAAUGAAAUAAAUCAAAUGAUAGUUUUGUCUUUUAUAGAGGUAGAGGUUUUAGAUUUGGGUGACACUGAGGCA